Messenger RNA from Arthroderma uncinatum, 7611 nucleotides. RefSeq lists its product as uncharacterized. The transcript is spliced from 13 exons. The coding region runs from base 1 to 7611 and encodes 2536 amino acids. NCBI's taxonomy places the organism in Eukaryota, Fungi, Ascomycota, Eurotiomycetes, Onygenales, Arthrodermataceae. Gene Ontology annotation, molecular function: oxidoreductase activity; fatty acid synthase activity; 3-oxoacyl-[acyl-carrier-protein] synthase activity. Gene Ontology annotation, biological process: secondary metabolite biosynthetic process; fatty acid biosynthetic process. The record is from RefSeq and is a predicted model, not a curated record.
AUGAAGGCGAUUAUCGAUAAGGAAAGCACACCCGGCGAGGCCAUUACCCAAGGUCAGCCAAUGGGCGGUGCUAGAACUGGACCUGACUUCGAACCAAUCGCCAUUGUAGGCGUUGCAAUGCGAUUGCCUGGUGGUGUCCGUUCUACCGACGCCUUCUGGGACUUUCUGGUACAGCGACGUGAUGGCAACUGCGAGGUCCCUGACACACGUUACAAUAUCGAAGGGUUCUAUCAUCCCUCCCAGCCCCACUAUGUCAAGACCAAACAUGGCUACUUCCUUGAAGAGGACCCUGCAAUGUUCGAUGCUGAAUUUUUUGGCAUCGCUGGUUCUGAUGCAGAACGACUUGACCCUCAGCAAAGGCUACUAUUGGAGGUUGUGUGGGAAUGUCUUGAGAACGCAGGGGAAUCUAAAUGGCGAGGGGAGAACAUUGGAUGCUAUGUCGGUGUUUUUGGAGGAGACUGGUUAGAGAUUCGAUCUAUGGAUAAAGAUGACCAUAACCGCUAUGAUAUCAUUGGGACUGGUGACUUUUCCUUGUCUAACCACAUCUCCUAUAGAUUCGACCUCCGGGGACCAAGUAUGACUAUCGAGACAGGCUGCUCCGCUUCUAUGGUCGGUUUACAUGAAGCAUGUCAGGCUCUUUAUCUGAAAAGUUGCUCAGCAGCCAUCGUAGGCGGAACAAACCUUAUUUUGGGCCCGGACAUGACAACAAAGAUGAGUGACAACAUGGUCCUCUCCCCCGAAGGUGUUUGCCACACGUUUGAUGAAAAGGCGAAUGGAUAUGGCCGUGGUGAGGCGGUAAACGCUAUCUACAUAAAGCGCCUCAGCGAUGCCCUAAGGAAUGGGGACCCAAUUCGAGCAGUUAUUCGUUCAACUGCGGCAAAUUUUGACGGCGCUACCACGGCUAUCACUAAUCCAUGCCCAUUGUCGCAAGAAGCCCUGAUCCGAAGUGCCUACAGACGCGCUGGAAUUCAAAAUAUCUUCGAAACUGGAUUUUUUGAAUGCCACGGAACAGCCACCCAAGUCGGAGAUAUAACGGAAACGACGGUCAUAGCAAAGCUUUGCCAUGGCCAUGAUGCGAUUAUUGGAGCAGUAAAGCCAAAUGUAGGCCAUUCGGAAGGGGCAUCUGGUUUAACUAGCGUUAUCAAAGCUGUUCUAGCACUAGAAAGAAGAACCAUCCCUCCAAAUGCCCAUUUUGAGACACCUAAUCCCAAUCUUCCAUUAAAAGAGGGUAAUUUGACGGUUCCGGUUGCUGCAACCCCAUGGCCAGAGAACAGAGCAGAACGAGUCAGUGUCAACUCCUUUGGUAUCCUAGGGUCAAAUGCCCAUGCCGUUCUUGAAUCAGCUUCUUCGUUGCUGCCUAGUUCUCAGACUGAACCCCGCGCCCUCUACAGAAACAGUCCUCACCUACUUGUCAUAUCCGCUCAAAGUGCAGAGAGUCUACAGAGCCGGUCUCGUCAAAUUCUUGACUAUGUCAAAGAGCAUCCAUCCAAACUCCAGGACUUAGCCUAUACCUUAGCUUUACGACGUCAACAUCUUUCUCACAGAGCCUUCGCAAUAGUAAAGUCCAAUCAGCUAGUAAACGAGUGGGUAAUACAAAGUAGCCAAGUUGAAACAAGGCAGCUAGUAUUCAUUUUCACAGGUCAAGGCGCCCAGUGGCCUGGGAUGGGACGCGACCUAAUUGAGCAUUUUGAAGGGUUCCGAAAUGAUAUCCUGGAAAUGGGCAGUGUGUUGGAAAAACAUCCUGCAGGCCCAGACUGGUGUUUGGAAGAGGAGCUUUUGAAGACUGGUAACGAGUCUCGGGUUUAUGAAGCAGCAUUGUCGCAGCCCCUUUGCACUGCGUUACAGAUAGGUAUUGUGAAUACUCUCCGGCGAUGGGGCCUCAGUCCUUCAGCCGUAAUAGGCCAUUCUAGCGGUGAGAUUGCCGCUGCAUAUGCUGCUGGUGGUAUUACCAUGGAAGAAGCCAUUCUCGUUGCAUACCAUCGUGGGCUGGCCAUCAAUCCAAUGCAGGGUACUGGAUCGAUGGUAGCUAUUGGGCUAGGUUGCGACGAUAUUAAACCCUACCUUCAGAACUCAGUGUCUAUUGCUUGUGAGAACAGUCCUAGGAGUGUUACUCUGUCUGGAACUUCCGAAGACAUUGACCAAGUCAUAUCAAAAAUACAAGAAGACAACCCCGAAACCUAUUGUCGGCGGUUACGCGUCUCAGUUCCCUACCAUUCCUCAUUGAUGCAUCAAGUCGGGGGUUCCUACGAGACAGCUCUAGCGCCAUACGUGGGGCAGAUAAAGCAAAAUUCAGACAUGCUGCCGUUCUUCUCUACGGUUACAUCGACAGUCUUAACUGAACCACAUGCCCUGGAUGCAAGUUACUGGCGGAAUAACUUGGAAAAGCCAGUCUUGUUCUCAAAAGGUGUGUCGGCUGUUCUGAAAGAGGUAGGCAAGGGUAGUGUUGCUUUUAUGGAAGUUGGACCCCAUAGCGCUCUUUCAGGCCCGCUGAGACAGAUAUUUGAACAUACACCUAACAAGGGCGAUGCGGUGUAUAUUCCAACCAUCACCCGGGUCGACAACCCCGAUUCUCACGACUCCCGAUCUCAGCUUCUUGCAAGCGUGGGAGCUGCAUAUUCUAACGGGUUUCGUGUAGACCUAGAGCGUGUUAUCGAAAGUGGGAGUGUUUUGACAGAUCUUCCGCCGUAUCCGUGGAAACAUGAGCUGAGAUACUGGCGAGAAAGUCGGCUCAUCGAUCAAUGGCGGAUGCGGGGUGACCAACGUCAUGAGCUACUUGGUGCGCGUACCUCUAGCUCCCCUGACCUAGAGCCUUCAUGGAGAAAUAUGCUCUCCUUGGAAAGCGUACCAUGGGUAGAAGAGCAUGUCCUCGGAAACCAGAUAAUCUUCCCUGGCGCUGGUUAUAUAGCUAUGGCAGGGGAGGCUGUGAAGCAGUUGCACCCUGGUACGACAGGCUACUCUAUUAGGAAUCUAAUAUUCAAAACCGCCAUGGUGCUUCAAGAACGACAGAAAUUGGAAGUCAUUACAACUCUCCACGUCAUGAGAUAUAAUGAUACCAUGGAUUCAGAAUGGUAUGCAUUUACAAUCAUGGCCCACGAUGGCGCCACCUGGAUAAAGCACUGUCAUGGCGAUGUGCGGCCCAAUUAUGACUACCCUCCGGUACCAGCGAAGAUUACCUCCCAUCCUCGACAAGUAAGGUCUGAUAAAUGGUAUCAGACAUUGGCAAAACGGCGUAUAGUGUAUGGCGAACGAUUUCGGGGAAUGAAGGAUAUCACUGCCCAUCCUACCCAGCGUGUGGCAGCAGCAACGGUAACCGAUGACCCAAAGUUGCACUCGAGCCGGUACACGUUACACCCAACCGCAAUUGAUCAGUGUCUUCAAGCCGUAAGUGUGGCAUGGGCACAUGGCCUUUCACGUCGUCUUGAAGGGAUGGGUAUUCCAGCUGCGAUUGAACAACUAUAUGUGGGUGGUACAGAGCCCAAAAUGACUCUUGGUGUCGAGGUAGCGGACGCUGGAAAGGGAAAACAGCUGGGCGACGCUGUCUUGAUGGGAGAUGAUGAUGAAGUCUUUUUCUCCAUGCGACAGGCACUAUUCGUCUCUAUUGAUGAGAACCUCUCCAGCGAUACCCCACGCGCCCCGCUAGCUUCAUACACAGCGUGGAAGCCGGACAUCGACUUUCUUCCCCCAACGGCCCUGCUACGGCGUAUGCCACCACCGCCAGAAGGGUUUAAGCAAGCACUAGAGGCUGGUGACAUUGCGAGUUUAUGUGCAAUCAUUAACCUAGCCGAAAAACUGACGAAUGUUCAACCCGCAACACCCCAGAUGGUCAAAUACAAAGAGUGGAUAAUUCGGAAGUACACCCAAAUACGUCAAGGUCUUGCGAACACGCCACCAGAGGUAGAUGAAUAUCUACGAUUAGACGCGGACGGUAGAACAGCCUUUGACCACCGUCUAGCCCUCAUUUACGAGGAAUGUCCUAUUUCUAAACUUGCUAUUGAUAUGAUACGGGUGAUUACACAUAACUGUGUGGACUUUGCCUUUGACACCAUGUCACCCUUGGGAACCUUAAUGGAUGGCGGUAAACUUGAGAGCUACUACGAAACAUCGCUUGAGUUGUUCGACUUGACCUAUUUCUUACCCAUCCUGGGACACUCGAAGCCGAACCUACGAGUUCUUGAGAUUGGGGCAGGUACCGGAGCUAUGACUGCAGUGGCUCUGAAAAACCUGACCACUCCUGAAGGUAGCCCAUUAUAUUCAACAUAUACCUUCACCGAUAUAUCCCUUGGUUUUAGUCAUCGGGCCACCCAGAAGUUUAGUAACUACGAUAACGUAGAAUAUAAACUUCUGGAUAUUACCAAGUGUCCCCAGAAACAAGGAUUUAGCCCUCACAGCUACGACUUGGUGAUAGCCUCAAACGUCCUCCAUGCCACUCCAUCAUUACAUGAGGCGCUUAAAAACAUACACCAACUACUCACGCCCCAGGGAUGGCUCCUGCUUCACGAGUUGAACCCAGCCUCAAUAUCAAUCGAUGUUUGUAUGGGGGUGCUUUCUGGUUGGUGGGUAGGUGAAAAUGAUGAAAGAAUAGAGAAGCCCCAUGUUUCUCCGGAGCGUUGGGAUCGCGAGCUACAUCUUGCCGGCUUUACUGGGAAUGAAGCAAGCAUCUAUGACCUUGAUGACUCAAUUCGGUUAACUUUCAUGAUGCUUACAAGGCCUAGUCAGGAGCUGAAAGUUGCGAAUGACAUUUCCUCUAGCAACGUUAAGGGCAUGGCUAUGCCAGUCACAUCUCCAGUAUUCUCGAGCGCGGCCCAAGAGAACAAGCAUGGUGAGGCCCAUGCAACAUCCAGUGCUAUUUCAAUUUUGACUGCUGGCGAGCCUAGCUGGUGGGCCUUAAAUGUUGCUUCUGGCUUCUCCGACGAGGGAUACAACGUUACUUGGGAAACAGUAUCCAGCCACCCUCUACCUGGACAGUGUAUCAUCUCGCUACUAGACUUGCACAGCCCGUAUCUUUACGGGAUGGAUGAAGAGAAGUACUGUGCCUUUCAACAAUAUAUGGGAAAGCUGGAUAACAAUCAGCUUAUCUGGGUCAGCCCAUUGAUGCAGAUGCAGAACUCUAUCAUUAAAUCAGAUCCUCAUUUUGGCAUGAGCAUUGGUUUUAUAAGAACGCUUCGCCGAGAAAAGGGACAGGAUAUUGUGACAAUCGAGCUAGACAAAUUCGACAAGGGAACUUCAGCCACUCUUCUGCAACUGGCCAAAAAAAUCUAUCGCAGAGACAUUCACUUGCAAGCCAACAUAUACGAGAACGAAUAUGCAGUUUGUAAUAGUGUUGUCUAUCUACCACGGCUUUAUUGGGGCUCACCAUCGGCCCUACUCCCGGCUCAGGGCCGCGAUAGUGCGGCUCUCAAACUUGCAGUUGGUACCUAUGGCUUAGCUGAUACUCUACAUUGGGCUUUCGAUGACAACCAAGCCGAAGUAGAACUGGAGCCAAACGAGGUGCAAAUUGAUGUCAAGUUUAAUGGGUUGAAUUUCAGGGAUAUCAUGAUUAUGUUAGGCGUGUUAGGGGAUGCGAGUGAGCUAGGGCUGGAAUGUAGCGGGAUUGUCCGUCGUGUAGGCUCCGCAGUAAACAACUUCAAGCCUGGCGAUAGAGUCUGCGCAUGCUGGAAUGGACUAUUCCGGUCACAAGUCAUUUGCCCUCAAGAGUUCUGCUUCCACGUUGAAGAUGAACAUGAUCUCGAAGGGGCAGCAACAUGGCUAAGUGCCUAUGGAACCGCAAUUUGGGCGCUCCAGGUUUUGGCAAAUCUAAAAGAAGACGAAACCGUUCUGAUCCACUCGGCCUGUGGUGCCGUUGGCCUCGCCUCGAUUCGCAUUUGCCAACACGCGCACGCCAAGAUAUACGCAACUGUGGGGAGCGAGGAAAAGGCUCAAUAUCUCGUGGAAACAUUCAGUAUACCGCGGAAUCAAAUUUUCCAUUCCAGAGAUUCCAGCUUCCUGCCAGGCCUGAUGCGUGAGACUAAUGGACGAGGGGUUGAUGUUGUUCUUAACUCCCUUGCAGGAAAGCUACUUCGUGUAUCAUGGGAAUGCGUUGCCCCGUUUGGAAAAAUGAUCGAACUAGGCAAACGGGACAUCUUAUCCCAUGCUACACUGGAUAUGUCCCCUUUUAAGAGGAAUCGGGCCUUCUUUGCAGUGGAACUAAGAGACUUAAUAACUACGGCCCCAGAUCGAAUUACGAAGUCUAUAAAGUUUUUGUCUGCUCUCGAUGCUGCAGUUAAGAAUGGUUUGAUUCAACCGAUCCGGCCGACCAAGGUAUUCUCAGCAAGUGAAGUUGUGGAAGCAUUCCGUUACAUGCAGAGCGGAACGCAUAUGGGCAAGAUCGUGAUCCGGAUGCCAGAAGGUUCAGAUGGGAUAACUUGCCCUCCUAGUAGGCCAACUGUUAGAUUCUCCUCUGAUGCGUCCUACUUGUUAGUGGGCGGGCUUGGAGGCAUUGGAAAGUCCGUUUCUACGUGGAUGGUUGAGAAUGGUGCCAGGCAUAUAACCUAUCUCUCUCGCUCUGCCGGUCAAUCCCUGGAGGAUCGAUCUUUCUUAGCCGAAUUAAAAACUCAAGGCUGCAGCGCGACAGCGGUUGCUGGAAGCGUGGUUAAUCUUGGUGACGUCAAGUUAGCAAUCUCGCAGAGUACUAGGCCCCUUGCUGGCGUCAUCCACAUGAGUAUGGUACUUCAGGAUGAAAUGUUUGAGAAAAUGACCUACAAUCAGUGGAAAACAGCUAUCGCCCCCAAGGUGGAAGGGGCGUGGAACCUUCAUCGCGCCCUCGAAGGAGAAACCCUUGACUUCUUUGUCGUCUUUGGAUCGAUCACGGGCGUCCUCGGAAAUGUAGGGCAGGUGAACUAUACUGCCGCGAACACAUACCUUGAUAGUUUCGCACACUAUAGGCGUGAUUUAGGGCUACCCUGCUCAGUCUUACAUCUCGGUGCGGUAGGGGAUGUUGGUAUGGUGAGCCGCGAUGACAAGGUCCUGCAGCGGCUUCGAGCUUCUGGGUAUCAAACAUUAUCUGAGGACGAAGUGAUGGAAGGGUUGACACUUUCUAUUCGCCAGUCGAGUAUUGACACUUCCUCAGUGCCGCAAAUCUAUAGUACAAAUAUAGGAUUGAAAGGCCACAAACUGGUUUCGGAUAGCCAAUUUUCCUCCUUCCAGUCCUCGGAACGCCGUAUUGCACUAUAUUACAACCUGAAAUGCGAUAGGGAAACCAAGGAAACAACAAAAAAUGAACGCAUUAAGGAGCUCCUUGCUGAUAUCGAGUCAAAUCCGCCCAUAUUAGACGAGCCCAAGACGGAGCUAGCUCUCUGCAGAGAAUUGGCUGCCCUUAUAGCAGAGCGCAUGGCAAUGAAAGCCGACAUGGAUGAUGAAAAGAUGGCUAACAUCGCCAUUGAUUCGCUUAUGGCAAUAGAGGUUAGAAGCACAGUUCGGCGCUAUAUGCAUGUUGACAUCGGGUUGGUCGAGAUAACGAAGGCUGGCACAGUCAAGGGCCUGGCAAAAUUGACCAUUAUUUACCUUAAGGCGAAGCAUCAAAGGCCUCUAGACCAAGAGACCGCUGCGGAUAGCCUCGACCUUAGUCUUGAUUAA